UAUCCAGCUGAGGGUGAGAACUGUCAUAAUACAUUGCACCCUGAGUAUGCCUUCUAAAUAGAGACUAGUGACUUCUUACGUACUGUACAUCGAGAACUAGUGAGAGCAAGGAGAGACUGCUUAUACUGUACUUUAAGCCAGAUAAGGAAAUACAAGGACUUUGCCAGGGAUAAUUACAAGGGAAACCUACUAGCACAUCGGUAGUUUCCUAUUACACAUACUACCGCAAUGGAUAGUUGUAGAAAUUGUCCUAAAAUGAAAGAAACAACAUGAUAGCUUUUUACCUCUGAUAUUAAACCAGGCAUUUAUCUAAAUGGAGCUAUGUAAUACAUUUACUGCUAACCUAUCCAAAAAUGUAAAUAUAUAUCACAAGGAUUCCUUGCUUGUAACAAGAGCUAAAGUGCAGCUGCAUUCCUCAGAAAAAUUAGACAAAAGUAUAGUUGCGAUAUAGUUUGGAGCUCUUAUUCCCAGAUAUCUGUUGCAAUAUUUUGUUGUGAUAUUUAAAGCGCUAUUCAAAAUAUAUUUAGGUAAGGGUAAAAGAGGAAUUACCAAAUGUCCAGAGUUCCUGUUAAAUAAAGACAUUUUAAUUUAUAUUGUUUCAAUUAACGUGUUUGGGGAGAACCUCUUGCCUCUCUGCCGGAAAGAAGACUAGAUUGUCACAUUUGGCGUCAACAAACAGGAUCGAACAUGGAAGUGCAAGAAGGCAACCCCACCGCAGAUGACAACAGGAUCAGUAUCCUUAAUGACAAGAUUGCAGAACUUACCCAAACUCUCACUGAGAUAAGAAGAGAGUUAAGAGACCUGAGACAUAAAUGGUCUGUAACCAGAUACAAGAAGUGGUGUCCAGACCGUGGAUUGCGAAACCAACCUGGAUGGGAUGUUCCCCGAAAGACUGGAAAAUGGGUGACUAAGCAAUUCAACGCUCGGGGGAGGCCUAUUUGUCGGCGAUGCAGACAAAGUGGGCAUAUCAAAAGAAAUUGUCAACAACCCUCAGGAAGAGUGGAGAGAGUAGGACCACCCUGUGAAGGACAGUCCAGAGAUGCACGUCAAAAUACAGUAGUACAGAACCAGGUUAUUGUGUCUGGCACACCAUCUGAUGAGGAUAUUCAGCAAGUCAGCGCAGGAAUAAUUCCAGGCCAAGUUGUGUGGUUUAGUGUACCACGUGGUUAUGGAUUUAUAAAGCGAACCGACACGAAAAAAAGAGUAUACGUGCAUUAUACUGCCAUUCAGAAGGCCAGCCUGGAACAAUGUUUCCGAAGUCUGGGAAGUGGAGAAAUGGUUGAGUUUGAAUUGGCAAAUGGAAAGAAGGGCAUCAAAGCCAUUAAUGUAACUGGUCCUGGUGGUGUCCAAGUGCAAGGCAACAAACAUGCCACAUGUCACAAACAGUACUGGUGCUGUUCGUAUUGUAGAGAUCCUCCACACAACUGUCAGCAGGAUUACCAACACAACAGAAGUGGAGAAGAACAAGGAGAAGCAAAAAGUGCUGAGGAAAGACAACAAGAACCUGUCAUCCCAGAGCAAACUCAAUCACUGGAACGAACAGAUGAACAAGUUGUGGAAGAACAGAGUGAAAAAAUGCAGCAGAGCGUACCGGAUGCAGUCAGGCUGCAACUUCCUACACAGCCACUACAUGAGAUCAAACCAAGAGUGGAAGAUACCGAUUCCAGCAUGGCCUACCCCAAUCAAGUAGAUUUAACCGACACUGACCAGGAAAAACAUACAGAGGGAGUGACUUGCAUGUCCAUGGCAGAGGGAUUGGCAACCCUUAGACCCAAUUGCCCAGAUUCUGUUAUGCAAAAUUCUGAAUCUAAUGUUCCAGCAGAAUCACCUAGUGUAGAUAAAAAGAGUGAGAGGUAUCUUCCAGAGUGGUAUUACUCAGGCGAGUACACCACGAUAACCUCUGAGGAGGUUAAUUUGAUGUUCCAGCAGGCUUUGAGGAGGUCAGGGAAGAGGAACAAAGGUGCUUCACGUAUUCAGAAUAGAUAUUAGCCUGUGGUAUAGAGAGUCAUUUGUUAUGUAAUGUAUGUACUUACGAUUUAUUCAAAUGUUUAACUGUAACACAAAAUUUUUAAUUUAGACUAUGCUAUAUUGAACUUGGAAUAUUGCCUGUUGCGUGAGGACACGCAAAAUUCUAGUGGAGGGAUAUGUAAUACCCUGCUAUAUGAGGUAUUACGUGUGGCACGCUACAGAGUAUCUACAUUUGAUUAUACAGGCAGAUAAUUUCCCAGCAGCCUUGGCAGCAGCUCUGGAGGUCAGGGGCAGGUCACAUGACCAUUGGCAGUUGGAGGGAGGACUGUUGGUCAGGACACGGUCUGAGGUAGCUGUGAGAGAGGAGGGCAUCUCUGGCAGUGGAAAAUUCCUGUCAGAAAAUGGAGGUGCCACUGAGAGCAGCUGAGAGGCAGUGGCUGUGUGUGAGAGCCGCUCAGUAAAAAUCUAUAAAGUGCUACUUCUAAUUUGUGACUGCUGCAGUGCUGGAAGCAGAGUGGGUGUCUACAAUUCUAGACGUCAAGUGGGAACUCUACCGUCUAGCCGUCUCCGUCAAUGCUCUCGGCACCUGCUGCAGCUGGGAUGUGGGAUGCAGCCGGGCAGAGUGACCCCUAGUAAUUAGCAGGAAACCCCAGGCAAUGAGCAGGAAACCCCUGGCAACGAGCAUGAGACUCAUGGCAACAAGCAGAAAACCCCUGGCAGCGAGCAUGGAACCCAGAGCAUGAGACCCUUGGCAACAAGCAGCAUUUUGGAAAAAAGGACCGGAUUGUCUCUACUCUUGGAGCAUGCAGUGGUGUCAGUGUACUCAUACGCAGAGGGCUGAUUCAGCGUUGGGAACACAUCUACAAAGAGCAGGUCAAAAUUAAUCAAAGCUAACUGAACUGAGCAGAAAGCAAAAACAUGAAACUGAAAAGGAAGUUUGACCUAAUUCCAAGGAUUUUAAGAAUCAAAUGGAAGCACACAAUUCCUGACCACACACACAUCUCUGUAUAUGUGAAUAAAACCUGUAAGUGGAAACACUGCUUUGCCUAUAGAGUUUAUUUAUGACACCAAUAUAAAAUUAUUAUAGUAUGUUACUUGCUGUGCAGGAUUUCUUGUGCAUGACCUUACAUGGCAGUGUGUGAUGUAUUGCCUACAGAGACUGAAGGAAGGCCUCUAAUAUACGCUGUGCAGAUACAGUAUCAGAACUAUGAGAUGAUAGGCGGUGACUGCAGGGCUUUUACGAUGUCUGCAGUCACAGAUAAUGCUGAUUCAGCAGCAGAAGAAGCCAUCCAGUCACCCAGCCAGUACUCCCUCACUGCCAGAGAACUGGCUCACUACUGCCACCACAUGGUGGCAGCCGGCAGCAGAUCCCCAUGUUGCAGUAUAUUAAUAUUUGAUUCAAAGAAACCACAAAGCAAAUACAAUGUCACAAUUUUACAAGGUAUUGAUGUAGUAAAAGCAUGACUAAUAA
Molecule: messenger RNA, 3439 nt
Organism: Pseudophryne corroboree (corroboree frog)
Lineage: Eukaryota; Metazoa; Chordata; Amphibia; Anura; Myobatrachidae
Product: Y-box-binding protein 3-like
Exons: 4
Coding region: 688-1989 (433 amino acids)
Biological process (GO): regulation of gene expression
Cellular component (GO): nucleus
Molecular function (GO): zinc ion binding; nucleic acid binding
Source: RefSeq, a predicted model, not a curated record